Molecule: messenger RNA, 1161 nt
Organism: Rhagoletis pomonella (apple maggot)
Lineage: Eukaryota; Metazoa; Arthropoda; Insecta; Diptera; Tephritidae
Product: protein snakeskin-like
Exons: 5
Coding region: 494-1018 (174 amino acids)
Biological process (GO): septate junction assembly
Source: RefSeq, a predicted model, not a curated record
UUCAGUUCAGUUGCUCAGACGACGCUCAUUUGAACUAUCACAGUGACUCGCAUUCAGUGAAGCUGUUGUUGUUGCUUUUGUUUUUAUCAAUAAAGUGUAAAUAUUGUAGAGCUUUUCAAUUUAUCGGCGUGUGACAAAACUAUUCGAUUAAUUUGCGUUACGUUUAAAGAUGUAUAUGAAGCGAAACAUUUCCGCAGCGAUCAACAGUUAAACGCUUGUACACUUGAAUUGAUUAUUUCUGCGGCAAUCACCUGCAUUUCGCCUUAUCUUAUCACAGCAAGCGACUACUGCGAACGAAGCGUUUUUUUGCUGCCAUUCGUAUAGCUACAUAUGUACAUUUUCCAGCAACACUGCGCUGAUAUUCACGCUUAGUAUACGAUUGGUUGAAAACCGAGCAAUAGAGAUAAAAACUUUUGCGAUUUUGUAAAACAAAGAUGGAAAAAUAAAUACAUAUAAAAACUUUAACGGUGAAUCACAUAAAGAACUUGAGGAAAUGGAUAACCCAAAAAUGGUUUCGUACGAAAUAAUCGCCUCGAUAUGUCUUAAGAUUCUGAAAUUGUUCAACAACUUGGGCGUACUGGUCUUAUAUCGCACUGGCAAUGGAGGUGAUUUUUUGGGCAUUGGCGGCAGCUGGAGUUUGCAUGAGAAACACAAUCCUGCGCUUGAAAUGCUUGCUUCUGGCUUAUUUGUCGGCUUCAUUAUAUAUACAGCCGUAGUAAUUAUUGGAUAUUGUUUUGGAGGCAGCAGAAAUAAGCGUGACUUAACGGACAUUCUUAUGAAUGCAAUCGGUACUGCAAUGUGGCUUGCAGUUGGUGGAGUGGCGAUGCAUUACUGGCUGGGUUACAUGUCUGAUGGCGAUUUCUCUUAUGUGAGCUCCGAACGCAGCGUCGGCAUAGCAAUGGGUGCUUUAUGUAUAGUUCAAAGUGCCUUGUAUUUGGUGGAUACUAUUUUGGGUUGCGUGCUUUAUUACAGGGGUCCCAUGGAGUAUGCGGUUAUAAGGCAUUAUACGUUGGAGUGAAUAGCAGAGUAGAUAUGAAAGUAAAUAAACUAUUUAAGAACUAUUUGGCAGUAUAUUACUUGAAAAAUAAUUGAAAACAAAAAAAAACAAAAGAAAUAAUAAAAACUAAAUAAAAUUACUAAAAAUUCCCUUAUACGCAUAAG